AUGCCCCUACAAUACGAACCCGGUUUCCACAAGGCCAUGGCCCCUCUGUUGGCUGCGAAAGCCGCAGCUCCGAAGACCGACAUGACCGACCCAUUUGCUGUCCGCUCUGCCAUGAGUCCCUCUUUCGAGAGCUUGAUGAACAUGCUCCCUGACAUUCCUGAGGUUGAGCAUGAAGUUCAUCACCUUACAUCUUACGAUGGACAGUCCAUUGCAAUCCACCGCUACCACAGGAUCGACCAGGAUACGACAAAACCAGGGCCAGUGAUUCUUCAUAUCCACGGCGGUGGUUUGAUCUUUGGUAGCCCUGCAAACUUCAAGAAAUGGCAGGCUUCGCUAGCCCGGGAUUCAGGAGUCCAGGUCUUCUCGAUUGACUAUCGAUUGGCUCCAGAGCACCCAUUCCCAACGCCAGUGGAAGAUUGCUACUCUACACUGCCUUGGAUUCACAAGAAUGCUGAAAGAUUCUCCAUCGAUCCAAGCCGCAUCAUCACAUACGGUGAGAGCGCGGGAGGAAAUCUCAUAGCUGCGAUCAAUCUGAUGGCUCGCGAUCGCGGUCUGUCCCCUCCCAUCGCAAAGCAGAUGCUGAUCUACCCCAUGCUCGACGAUCGAACAGUUGAUCCUGUUCCUACAAUGGACGGCCUUCUGACGUGGACGCCCGAAGCAAACGUUACCGCUUGGUCGGCUUAUUUGGGGUCAGACUUUGGGACUGAUCGGGUGUCUCAGUAUGCUGCCCCGGCGCGUGCGACAAGCGUCAAGGGACUUCCGCCUACUUAUAUGGAAUUGGGCACCUUGGAUAUCUUCCGUGAUGAAGAUAUAGAUUAUCUGGCGCGAAUUACCAAAGAGGACAUUGAGACCGAGCUUCAUCUUUAUCCAGCUCUUCCUCACGGAUAUGAUCUCUUUGUUCCACUUGGAAAGGCAGCAGCGAGGGCCAGCGCUGAUAGGCUCGCUGCCAUUGCCAGUGUAUGA
Messenger RNA from Penicillium olsonii, 963 nucleotides. The record is from the annotation of a GenBank genome assembly. Lineage: Eukaryota; Fungi; Ascomycota; Eurotiomycetes; Eurotiales; Aspergillaceae.